GUCAGCAGUAUCCUCGGGCUGAGGGAGGUUGCAAAGGAAUUGAGCCCCACUGGGGAAGCAGGUGGGGUGGGUUAUGGUUGAGGCACACCAAGAACAUGUGUACUUAUCCUGAAGCAAGAAACAGGAAAGAAUCUCCUGAUCAGCGGCCUCACCUUCGGGUCCCCAGCUGGGAGUAUGAGGACUACAACACUGUCAGCAGAGCAGAAAGUGCCCAGAGGCAGAAUGGCAUUGACUAUGAUUGGGAUAAGAAACAUAGAACCAGAGAACUGUAUGGCACCACAAGGCCAGUGGGCAGAACCUGUGGUCGUUCCAGGAAUGAGGAGAUGUUGUACAGAGACCAUGAAAUGGCCCAAGUCUACCAGAAGUAUAGGAAGACAGAGACACAAUUUGUGGACCAGAGGAGGACAAACAGGACCAGUCCAUACAUAGAAUGUGAUACAGUAGACCAUCCGGAAAUAGAUGGGUACUGCACAGACUGUGAAAAGGCCUCCACUAGAGUAACCUUUAGAAAGACUCACAAUUUGUAUAAGGAUUACUUGCAUCUGGAUGCUGACUUUAGGACCUUGAGGAAUGGGGAUAGUCAGGAAAUGAACCACUGGAGAAAAAGUAGAGACUACAAGGACCAUCAGAAGGAGGAUGAGUUGUACAGUUUGGAUAUACACCAUAAGAAGAGGAGUGACAGGUAUGUAGAGCACAGUAAACCAGACAAGAAAUUUUGUGAGAAGCAGGAGAGACAUGAAGAUCCUUGCUGUGCCCACCACUCAAAGGGGACUUCUGACAGCUCUCCUGUGGAUGAUACAAAUUUGUUUUUUUCCUCGGAAGACUCAGUUUCCUCAUCCUUAGAAUGCAAGAACAGCAAUCAAAGAUUAGAGUCUAGAUGUGAAUCAGCCAAAUGGCAAUUUGUGAAAGACAACGAAUCUGGGGAGAUGGAAACAGUAACUGAUCAGUCCAGAACACCAGGCUUUCAGGUGUGGAAUGGUGGCUGUCCAAGAACCCGUGCAGGGCGGUCAGACUGGAGUCUAGACUGGGAGGAUGAAGCUGGAUGGGCAGGUGGCACAGAAGCUUGGCAGAGAAACAGCUGUUACCGCCGAACAGCUCCUAGUGCCUUGAGGCACCAUGUAAAAGCAAAACAAGGCUGCUGCCGGCGUGCGGAUAAUCACUCACUCGCUCAUCUCAGAGUUUUCAGUCAUUGGACGUACAUACAGCAAACCUGCACAAUGGCUGAAUCCAUGCAGAUCAAAAGGAGAGGAGGCAGAGGAAUUUCCUGGACCAGACAGGAAACUCUGGAUUUGAUCUCCUUGUGGGGUGAAGAAAAAGUCCAGGAACAACUCCGAGAUUGUCAUCGAAACAUCAAUGUUUUUGAAAAAAUUGCAGAGAAAAUGCAAGAAAAAUCACAUGAUCGCACUGCUGAAGAAUGCCGCACAAAGAGCAAAGCACUCCGAAAGCAGUACCGGGAGGUCACAGACCACAUUUCACAGAAUGGAGGUGGUACAGUGACUAUGCCUUUUUUUGAACAGCUGCAUGCCAUUCUUGGCGGCGAUGCCACCAUCCACCCAAAGCAUGUUGUAUGGAGCGCAACCAUCCCUCAUGUGCCUGUAGGGCAGGCCCCUUCCAUACAACCCGUCUUAGCUUCCACCCAUGAUAAAGACUUGCAGGACCUCUUUGGCGCUGAACAAGGUCAUGCUGACCUCACUCACACUCUGGAUGAGGAGACAGUGGUGACCCUGUGUCCAGUGGAUCCAGAACCCAACCCACCAUCUGUUUCCUUGGCAGAGACCAGCAUUCCUUGCUCUACCCUAGCUAGUGAAACCAGGGAACCAGAUUCAGGCUAUGAACUUAUGUGGAGUUCUGGAGCACCCGAGCAUGAUGUUUCUGUUGCCAACCAUAAGACCAUAAUAUCUCCAGCAGAAAGGCUUGCUGAGCACCGCAGACGAAGGGAGCGACGGACGGCGCGGGACAAUGUUGACCGUCUCAUAGACCAUGGCACAGAGCAAAUGAAUCGCCUCCUCACCCAUUUACGGGAAGAGGGAAAAGAGUAUUUUGCUUUUAGAAAGAGGGAGGAGGAGAGGCAGAGGAUUGAGGAGGAGAGGACCAGCAGGGAUAGGGAGCGCAUCACUAACUGUAUAGAGAUGCAGACUGCGCUUCUGGAUAAACUUGUACAGUACAUAACCUGUCAGGAUAAAGCUGAAAAGGGAAACGUGCAGGAAAAGAGACAGCCAUCAUCCCAUUCAGAAAUUGUAGCUGAUGGUCUGUCUGAGAAUGAUGUUCCAGGGACCUCUGCAACACUCUCACAAGUGCCACAAUUAGUUACAACCACUAGGAAAGGUGUCAGGCAGAGAAAGGUGCUUACUCCUUACUCCACAUAAUCAACAAUGGUCCCCUAAAAUUUACUCUCAUUGCAUAUGCCUUUAUGCUUGGUAUUUGCAAAUAGUCAAGUCUAACAACUUCAAAAAUAUGUGUAUGCCCACACACAACACACAUGCACACAUAUAUAUGUAUGCAUGUCUUUAUACGUGUGUGUGUAUUUGUCUAAUUUUAACUACCUUAUGGCAUUGCCUAAAAUUAGUUUAAUAUUUGGAUUGUUUGUAUACUUAUAAAUAUAUAUAC
This is a messenger RNA of Sceloporus undulatus (fence lizard), 2607 nucleotides long. RefSeq lists its product as uncharacterized. Lineage: Eukaryota; Metazoa; Chordata; Lepidosauria; Squamata; Phrynosomatidae. The record is from RefSeq and is a predicted model, not a curated record. The transcript is spliced from 4 exons. Bases 96 to 2366 code for a protein of 756 amino acids.